Molecule: messenger RNA, 342 nt
Organism: Fraxinus pennsylvanica
Lineage: Eukaryota; Viridiplantae; Streptophyta; Magnoliopsida; Lamiales; Oleaceae
Source: the annotation of a GenBank genome assembly
AUGACCGGCGGCCCAUGUUAUGAAGUCCGGCUAGGACGCAAAGAUGGGCUUGUUUCACAGACUUCCCAGGUCGAAGGAAAUAGCCGGGCUAAUCAAACCAUAGACCAAAUGAUAGCCAAAUUCGCUUCCAAGAACUUCACCAUCCAAGAAAUGGUGAGGAGUUUGGGAAUUCUAGCUGCAGACAGUGCACUUAUUGCAGACCCAAGAACCAAGCCAUUCGUGGAAAAAUAUGCUGAGGAUUCUAACGUUUUCUUUGAUGAUUUUGGUAAGGCAAUGGAGAAGCUUAGUGUCUAUGGAGUCAAGACUGGACACAAGGGCGAAGUUAAAGAAGAUGUAACAUGA